Molecule: messenger RNA, 1079 nt
Organism: Folsomia candida
Lineage: Eukaryota; Metazoa; Arthropoda; Collembola; Entomobryomorpha; Isotomidae
Product: dehydrogenase/reductase SDR family member 7
Exons: 8
Coding region: 16-987 (323 amino acids)
Source: RefSeq, a predicted model, not a curated record
UUUAUCUGUCGAGAAAUGCUGGAGUUAAUUGUGGCAGUUUUUCUCGCCUUUUUGGCGAUAUGUCUAGGAAUUUUGUUCAUCUCGGAUUGUGAUAUUUGGACCUAUUUGCAUAUCAAGUUUGGGAAGGAUGUCGCGACUCGUUUUGAAGGAAAAGUUGUUUGGGUGACGGGAGCAUCGUCAGGAAUUGGGGAAGGUAUUGCCAAGGAGUUGGUGAAGGUGAAGAAUGUGAAAAUAAUUUUGUCCGCGAGGAGGAACGAGGAGUUGGAGAGGGUUAAGAGGGAGUGUCUGGCGUUGAACAAGUCCACGAAACAGGAUGCCAUCCUCGUCUUGCCGUUCGACAUGGUGGAUUAUGACAGCCAUGCCAAGGCGUUGGAAAAAGUUGUGAAAACUUUUGGAAAGCUCGAUAUCCUGAUUUCAAACGCGGCCGCCAUGGGUCAAUUCGCGCUCUGGGAGGAGGCGCCAAUUUCCACUGAUAUGGCCCUCUUCGACUUGAACGUGUUCUCCCUCGUAAAUUUGAACCGGAUCGUACUCAACUAUUUCAAAAAUGAGCGGGGCCGUCAAGGUCAUUUGGCGGUGGUGUCAAGUUUGGCGGGGAAAAUGGGCUUUCCAUACCUCACACCUUAUACGCCAACAAAAUUCGCGCUGCACGGGUACUUUGACUGCUUGAGGCACGAGUUGAGGAAAAUGGAACGAAUUCACGUCACCCUGCUCUGCCCGGGGCCAGUUGAGACGAACAUAUACAACGAUACUCUGACCGGGACUGGCGCGCGCUUCAAGCUCACAAUGAUGUCCACAUUAACGCGAAACGCUAUGACGACGGCGCGAUGUGGCGAAAUUUGCCUGGCCUCGAUCGCAAAUAAGUUGGAGGAAUCGUGGAUGGGGCCACUACCGAAUUUGCCAUUCAUGUAUUUGGCGGCAUAUCAGCCUUUCUUGUUUUCAAAAUUAACCGCCUUCACGAUGAAAUUUAUGCUGGUGGACGAAGAAUAAGAGGAGCGGGAAGAAAAGCGAUGUCACCUUUUAAUUUUAUAUGAACAUAAUUAUCUUCUCUAAAAGUAUGAUAAAAUAAAUAAUUUUUGUAU